Molecule: messenger RNA, 3504 nt
Organism: Bombus pascuorum
Lineage: Eukaryota; Metazoa; Arthropoda; Insecta; Hymenoptera; Apidae
Gene: papi
Product: tudor and KH domain-containing protein homolog
Exons: 9
Coding region: 330-2159 (609 amino acids)
Biological process (GO): spermatogenesis
Molecular function (GO): RNA binding
Source: RefSeq, a predicted model, not a curated record
AACACAUUUUAUUUUCACUGUUGGUAAUAAUACAGUUUUAAAAAUACGAUUUUCGAUUCGAGUCUAAAAUCCCAUCGAUAGUUACUUAGUGGGUGAAAUAAAUCGAUAGAAACUCAUCCAAAACCACUCUAAUGGUGGAUUUUUUGUGUCAGCGUGUUGUGCUUCACUUCGUAAUCCACGCCAUGAUUCUUUCUCAUUCGUAAGUUACGAGGUUAUGAAAUCUUACAUUCAUAGCAACUCUAAAGCACGUUCCAAAUUUAAAUCCAAAUUUAUUUUUGCGGAGAUAAAAAAUACGAAAUAAAUAACGGUUUUAAACAUUAAAGUAUAAAAUGAAGUGGAUGGUCCGUUAUUUUACACCACCAAUUUUACUUGGUUUAUCUUUAACAAGCGUUAGUAUUGCUGUACUAUAUGUAUUGUACAGAAAGGACGAAGAAGAUAUUAAAUCCAGAAAAAGUCAAGUUGAGAUUUCAAAACGAUAUACAAUAGAAUGUAAAGUACCCAGACAAUCUGUACCUGCUGUUAUUGGAAGGGGUGGUUCAAUGAUAAAAGAUAUACAAAAUAAAACAGGAACUCAGAUUCACUUUAAAGAGGAUAACAUUGAAUGUCCAGAACGUGUUUGCAUCAUAAAAGGAAGCUAUGAAUCUGUAUAUCUAGCUGAAAAAAUGAUAAAGUCCAUAAUUCAGAAUCAGCCUAUAAUUGAAUCAUAUGUAUUGUCUGUUCCUCAAAAAGCAUGUGGGAAAAUAAUAGGAAGAGGUGGUGAUGUUAUACAUCAUAUCCAAACAGUCUCUGGUGCGAAAAUCACUAUUGAAAAUGUCUUUCUUCCUUCUGAGCCAAAUGCUGAAAGAAAAGUUAAUAUAAAAGGAACAUCUAAACAAAUUAAUACAGCUUUAGAAUUAAUUCAAAAUAAAAUUUAUGAAGAAGAAGAAGAACGCACACAGUUAGAGGCUUCUUCUGCUGCAAGACUGCCUAGAGGAAGAUCAUCUCCUCGUAAUACUAUAAAUACGUCUGAACCGAAUCUGGGUCAAAAUGCUGAAUCUUUAAUGUUACCAGUAUCUGGAGGUUUGAUAGAAGUAUAUGUGUCUGCAGUGGAAACUCCCAGUCAGUUUUGGGUUCAAAUCGUUGGUCCUGGAAUUAAUGCACUAGAUAAAUUAGUGUCUGACAUGAAUGAUUACUACAGUAAAAGAGAAAAUUAUGAAAUGCAUAAAUUGAAAAGUGUAAAAAUUGGCCAAAUGGUAGCAGCAAAAUUCGGUUUUAAUAAGCAAUGGUACAGAGCUGAAGUUAUUUCCCUACCUACAAAUGAUCAAUGUGAAGUCUUUUACUUGGAUUAUGGAGAUCAUGAAAUAAUCGACCGCAUUUCUAUAUUGGAACUUCGAACCGAUUUUCUCAGCUUAAGGUUGCAAGCGGUCGAGUGUUCAAUGGCCAAUAUUAAACCACCGGGAGGUGAAUGGUCCAACGACGAAUGUGACUUUUUCGCGGAGAUCACGUUUUUAGCUGAAUGGAAAGUUCUUCACGCCAAAGUUAAGGGUUUCAAAGAGAGAAUCUUCGGCUAUGGAAGAUCUCAUCGCGAAGGUUCACCGAUUCCUUCCGUCGAGCUUUACAAUAAACUUGAUAACGAGGAAAUUAACAUUGGUUACGAGAUGAUAAGGGAAGGUUACGCCGAGCAUGAAGAUACUAUACUAUCGGAUACUUCUUCGACGUCGUCGCUAUUCUCACGUGGGGGUCCUUCGACUCCUCCGUCGACGAAGCGAACUUUGAGUCCUGAUUCGUCGGUAAACACUUCACGUAAAUUGGAGUCAGCCAUCGACUUGUCAAAUGCAUCGACCAUAAAAAUCGGGACGCCUACUGAUAUAUCUGACAUAUUGAAAUCUGAAGUUAAAGAAAUUCACCUAUUUACGCCGCAAAAACCACACGAUGAGGACGGGGAAAUCGAUCUGGUGACAUCGAAGAAGGACGAGAUGAAUCGCUUCAUCGAAAACGAGAAGGAAGUUCAACAGAACGACGACCGUAGUGUUCGCCCUCUAAACGGCACUUUCAUUCCGUAUGAGUCGGUUUCCGAAAAACGGGAACGUCCAUGGCAAAUCUCGAAAUUCUCGCUAAUCGCUCCGGCUGGCUUCGAGAGUGAUUUGUCAGAAGACUCGGACGCGAUGGAGCUGGGGUAAAUCGAAAGAACCGGCCGCACAUUUCUUCCUUUUUUCUAUCGAGAUACGCUUUCAUUUAUUUCAUAUAAUCUUAUAGAAGUUAGAAAUGCUGCGAUUCGAACAAUCGCAACGAAUCCUCGAUAGAAAAAAGAAAAUAAGAAUAGAGUAGAAUACGUAGCAAUGAUUUAAACUCUUUAUCCAUGCCCGUGCGCUUUCUUUCUUUUUCAAAUUUCAUUCUUUUGGCAAUGCCUUUUAUAGAGUAUGAAUUUCGGCAAGAUAUGCUUUUUAUCUUGUUGCGAUAUAUUUUUCAAAUACUUCAGCGACUUUAAUAGAGAAUACUACUGAACUAAGUUAUCAAGUAGAGUAUAAAAAAGAGUUUUACUUGUAUGUAUUCAGUGCGACAGAAUUGAGUUGAAAACGAAACCUGGCAAUUGAUUGUAAAUUAGUUGGAAGACCGGGCUUUUUUCAAAAUGUAAUUAUAGAUUUCGUUGCUUUUAAUUUUUCCUUUUCCUUCGUUUUCUAAUUUCUUUUUUAUUCUCUAAUUUUUCUAGUUUCUAAAAUUUGUAAACUUACUUGUUCAGUUAUUUACUCAUUCGCUCAUUUACUUGCUUAUUUACAUACUUGCUUGCCUGGUUACUUACUUUAAACUACCUUUUCCGCUAAGCUGAUCAUUUGCAAACGAUUAAAAGUACAAAGUGUUGUUUAUCAGAUUAUUUAAUUUGCAAAUGAUUCUCUCUAUUUUAAUGGAAGCAUUUUAAAUUUAUCUUAUUUGUUACCUGAACUGGAUAAUUUUUUCUAUAUUUUAUGUUGAUAUAUAUCUUUACACAUUAAUUAUUAUCUUGUAAUCAAAAGUAUAAAUACUUCCAUAUAUUUUAGAGAGGAAGGUACAUGAUAAAAGAAGAAUCGUAAGGGCCUGAAAGCUACAGAAAUUAGACACAUUUUAGAGAUAAUUGUUACUCUCAUUACGAAAUAAACUUGAAGAAAGCCGUUCCUUACUCUUCUUCCGAGUAGUCAGUUGUGCUUGGUCGUUCUCUUCAGAUUGUGCAUUGUUUCCUUCGGGAUACGUACGCUGUUUGAAGUAUGCUCAAGAUUAACAAACCGCGUGCCUUAAACUUUUGCUUUAUACAUAAUUACCACCAUUGAAAUAUGAACAUAGCAUGUAACAUAGUUGCAAUAGUUGCAAGUAUUAGGUGUACAAAGAUCGAAGAAAACUACAUAGGUCGUCCUAUUUUUGUAACAUGACCAACUGAUUAGUUAAGUUCGUUUUUGUAUAUUGGUGGGAAAUAAAUAGAUCAAUGCGUAACGAUCAUCGGAGCGUUAAUUACGUUUCCGCGUCGCGACGUUCUCUCGGCGUUCGAUCGAAUGA